Molecule: messenger RNA, 1501 nt
Organism: Drosophila sechellia
Lineage: Eukaryota; Metazoa; Arthropoda; Insecta; Diptera; Drosophilidae
Product: zinc finger and SCAN domain-containing protein 10
Exons: 2
Coding region: 62-1114 (350 amino acids)
Biological process (GO): regulation of transcription by RNA polymerase II
Cellular component (GO): nucleus
Molecular function (GO): DNA-binding transcription factor activity, RNA polymerase II-specific; sequence-specific DNA binding
Source: RefSeq, a predicted model, not a curated record
UAUCGAUAGACAGCAAGCCGUUUUGCUUGUAAAUACAAUUUUAAUUGGACAAACUAAAUUGAUGGAACCGGUGCCCAUCCGGCCAAAGGCGCCGGGAGCGGAUAACCGCGGAGCCCUGCCGCUGGCGGCGAAGAAGCCGGCCAAGAAGCGUUCGUACCACUGCGGCGUUUGUUUUACGGAGUUCUCUCGUCAUACGGCCACCAAGCGGCACGAACAGCAGUGCGCCGUCAGGUUGAGGUGUCUAUUCGUCUGCCGCCACUGUCUGACGCUCUUCGGCGAGGAGGCCCGGCUGGAGCGGCACCGGGAGCGAAAGCACAUCGACGGCCAGUUCCUGUGCCUGCAGUGCGGCAAGAAGUACGCGUCCGCCACGUUUCUGUACCGGCAUGUGGCCAGCUGGCACGGCCAGCAGUCGCUGUUCUACUGCGACAUGUGCGCGGACAACUGCAACGACGUUAAGACCUUUAGUGGUAUGCUGGAGCUGCAGGAGCACGCCGAGGAGGUGCAUCGCCUGAGUACCCUGAAGUCCACGGCCAGUGAUGCAGACAGCCAGGUUGAUGAAACGGAGGACCUUGAGAUGCUGGAGGAGAACAUUGAAAACAUACUGCCCAGCAUCGACUGGGACGACGAUCUCACCUUUGGCUGGCCCACGGACCUGGACAAGGAGUCGUGCAUUGUGGACGCCAAGCCGAGCGUUUUCGUGUGUCCCUUCUGCGCCAACGGAUUCCCCGGCAGUCUGAGCCUGAUGCGGCACCUGGAGCAGGUCCACGGACGCAGCGCCCUGGAGUGCUGCUAUUGUGGCAAGAGCCAUGGCAGCCGAGAAGCCCUGCGGUCCCACCUGCAACGUCUUCACAUCCUCUUGCGCGGUCAUGUGUGCGGUAUUUGCCAGGCGGACUUCGCCACCGCCGAUCACCUGAAGAAGCACGUUAAUAGCCUGCACCUGGACCACCGACCACAUCUGUGUCCCACGUGCGGAAAGAGAUUCACCCAGCGGUGCCACCUCACCGAUCACAUGGGGACGGAUCGCUGCCACGGUAAUUACACCUGUGAAUUCUGCGUGCGGCCCUUCUUUCGGGCCAUCGAUCUCGAACGGCAUGUGAGUGAGGAACAUCCGUAGGGCAGUCAUCCUAGCGGGAAUCGUAGAUACCUGAGCGACAUCUCACGUCCAGAAUUACGCUUUAUAUACAUUUAAGCAAUGGAUAAUUCAUGGAUGGAUAAGUCAUCGGAAAUGCUUUUCCAAGCGAACUUGAAUUGAAAAUCGCAUUUUAGUUUUUGCUGUAAAAUUAAUGCUUAUGAGACGAUUUAAUUUACACCUUAAGAACUAUAAAUAUAAGCGAUUAGUUACUUUAAUAUAGCAAGCAGAAUUUGUUACACCAUUGCAAGCUACGAUGGCUGAAAGACAAUGUACUUAUAUGAAUACUAAAAUAACAAUACAUGAAGUCAUGUUAAUAAAAACGGGCAUAAUUGAAAUAUUGCCUAAGGAAAGUCUGAAAGAUUCAAAGAA